CUGCGGGGCUACUUCCAGAUGGCCAUGGCGAUGGCGAUGAAGUUGGGCCUUUCUGAACAGAACCCGCCCGCAGUCAAUGCAUCCGAGGCUGAGCGGAACAUCAGACGAUCGACAUGGGCCUGUGUUCUGCAGCUGCAUCUCACCGUGACAUCCUACAGUUAAUCACUAGACGGGAAUGGACGUCUUAUAAUAUCCGUGGACUAGAGCGCAUAAUUAUCCGACUAAUGGCACGAUUCACAGUGGAUUAUAGACAAUCCUGAUGUACGUACCAUCGCAACUCUCUCGCAAUACAUAAUCACGAGUGGCGAUCGGUUGAGUAGCUUUGUAGGAGAGUAGGCGGCUUAGUACUGUAUACAUUCAAUUAAUACAACGCAGUUUUGCAAUUGUUAUUGGCGAUGAUAACUGGCACUGGCCGAGGCACGGAGCUUGACAGCCAUGCCAUUUUGACUACCUGGGAUAGCAUUCCACAGGCGCUGCAUCGAGGGCAUCGAGGAGACGCUUUCCUUCUUCCACACUGUUCCCGACAUCGACAAGUUAUUCGGACUGUUCGAUUGGACUAUCCCCCGAGAUUCCGGGAUGGACUGGACUCCCCCAGCCUCAUGAUAGUCAUGUCAAGCUAGACAUGGUCACAGACAGUCUGGAACGUGUCUGUGUCUCCGACCUUCUGCCCGUUUUCAGGGAUAAAAUGACAUGCCACAUGCGAGUGCGCAGAUCCUCUGGUCGACCCGACAGCUCAUUCGCAGGUCCGCGGGAAGCUGGCAAGGGCUACGGCGUCCGGCUCCUGUCCAAGCUUACUGGAAGGCGUCAGGGAAAGUACAGGCCCGAUCGCGUCACAGUCCGCACUCGGCUCCUCGCUGGACUUUGUGAGUCGAUACCCUGAAAUGCUUCCUCUCUUCCCUGGGCGUUGGACGUUCCCAGGCCAUAAUAAAGUUGCAUCUUAGGCGCUCAGGAUAGGACCCGCCCGCAGCAUCUGGAACUGUCACGUGUGCGCCCGAGGAGGAAGGACGAAUUGGGCGAGUUGUAUUUUUAGAUCCGGAUGCAUUCGUCCCCUCUCCACAGAAAACAUGGCACUGGCGCGCAGCCUGUCAUCCUGCAACUCGGAGGACGUGUGUGAUUUUGAUCGGAGACUGAACAGUCAAAAUGACAUUCGCAUGUGAAGACGUCAUCGAUUGAGAAGAAGAAUGUAUUUGACGAUAUAUGGACUCAUUGCUGUGCCAGACAGCUGUUGUGCGAUGGAGAGAGUUGCAAUGACGGUCGAAGCCCCUAACCUUCUCGGCCCGGUAUACCCGCUCACCAUGUGUGAUCCGCUGAUUAUCAGCAUAGCCAUGGCGACUUCCCCGCGCUUCGGAAGUGUCAAUGAUAAUGGCAUCGGGCUCUUUCGGUACUCUGGGGAUUUCAUUGCCCAUGCUACGGCGCGCAGACAAAGCGCCAGUCAGGCGGGCUAUUGCUAUAUAGACUGCGGUCGAUAUCCUCGACACCUGAAGCGUCUGUUAUCAUCAAGUCGGAGUCUCCGUGGAAACUCAACAGUUCAAUAUCCCGUUGGACUGAUAGUAUUAUUUGGCACUGUCGGCCCGUCACAGCCAGUCACCUUCUCUUUUCGAUACUCACCAUCCCUGGGAGGCAGAGCCUCUAUUUCCUUCGCAACAUACAGCAGCGCUGCUAUACCCCUUCUUUAUUUAGCCCUCCAUGUCGGACGUCGAUGCUCUGCUCCCGGACGGGUCGGUCUGGUUGAUGAAGACGGCUUACACGCUUCGGGAAGUUCACGGAGUUUCGGUUCUUGUUGUGUUUUCGUGCUUCUCUCUCAUCGCUGUCGUCGGUCUGUUGGGGGCCAUCGGGUUAUCCGCUUUCAACACUCGCUCUUCCUUGGAUCAACAUCUUUUCGUCCGAACGCAUGUCGCGGCGUACUUCCUCUCGCUUCUGUUGGCGGAUAUGAUUCAGGCAAUUGGUUCCAUCAUGAACGCAAAGUGGAUUGCGGGGAUGGUGACCGAAGUUGGUUCUUUCUGUACCCUCCAGGGGGUGUUGAAGCAGACGGCUGAUGUGGCCACGGCGUUUUGGACAUUGGUGAUCGCCAUCCACACAUUCUGCCUGCUGUUCUUGGAAAUCAAGUCCAGCCGCUUCACGCUGAUGACGACUCUCAUCGCUGGGUGGGCCGGUAUCGGGACCAUCGUCAUCGCUGGACCCGCGUCUAUGAACACCAGCAAGCACGGCCCGUUCUUCGGCAUCUCCGGAUACUGGUGUUGGAUCGCGCCAAACUAUCCUCACUCGCGGGUCACCCUGGACUACAUGUUUGCAAGUCCUGGCGCCUAUAUCCAAGAAUGUUAUCUAAUCGAAAACAGAUGUACAUCGCCGCCAUCUUCA
This is a messenger RNA of Mycena citricolor, 2358 nucleotides long. The record is from the annotation of a GenBank genome assembly. NCBI's taxonomy places the organism in Eukaryota, Fungi, Basidiomycota, Agaricomycetes, Agaricales, Mycenaceae.